Drosophila ananassae is the source of this 1642-nucleotide messenger RNA. RefSeq names its product pickpocket protein 28. The record is from RefSeq and is a predicted model, not a curated record. The coding region runs from base 33 to 1577 and encodes 514 amino acids. Gene Ontology annotation, cellular component: membrane. The transcript is spliced from 6 exons. Gene Ontology annotation, molecular function: ligand-gated sodium channel activity. Gene Ontology annotation, biological process: sodium ion transmembrane transport. NCBI's taxonomy places the organism in Eukaryota, Metazoa, Arthropoda, Insecta, Diptera, Drosophilidae.
AGGAGUAAAAUUGAAUAUAUAAAUAUCGUAAGAUGUUCCGGAAAAACAGUCUUUUUAAGGACACCAACAUAAUGAGUUUGGUAAAGAAAAUAACUAGAAAAAUUUUCAGAUUAGUAGAAAAUAGGGAAAAACGUUUCCUACACAAUACAUCGAUUGAGGUUUUAAAAUACGUUAUAACUAAUAAGAGUUUACCAUUGUGGGUAAAACUUUACUUCAUAAUCAUAUCCGGAUUGGUUGUAUUUGUGGCAGUAAACUUGGCUGUUGGAAUCUACAAUAAAUGGGAAAACACGCCAGUAAUUAUAGGAAUCAGUUCGCACAUGACUACUAUAAACUCGAUUCCUUUUCCUGCAAUAACUAUCUGCAAUAUGAACCAAGCUAAAAAAUCUAAAGUAGAGCAUUUGGUUCCGGGAUCUAUUGAGUACGCCAUGCUACAAAAGACAUGUUACAGAGAGACCAAUUACACUUCGUUCAAAAAUUUACAGCAAAAGAAUGAAACUUUUACGAAUUUUAUAGUUAACAUUUCGGAAAAGUGUGAAAAUCUAAUAGUGUCUUGCAUGUUUCAUCAACAAAAAAUUCCUUGCACCGAUAUUUUUCGGGAAAUAUUUGUGGACGAAGGUCUCUGCUGCAUAUUUAAUUUACUGCAUCCAUAUUAUUUAUAUAAAUUUAGAUCGCCUUAUGUUCGCGAUUAUACAUCCUUGGAAAGAUUUUCAGAUAUCGCGGUAGACUGGGAUCCGAUGUCAGGAUACCCAAAAAGACUUCCAUCAAGAUAUUAUCCGCGUCCCGGCGUUGGAGCUGGGAGUUCUAUGGGGCUUCAAAUUAUUCUCAACGGUCAUGUUGAUGAUUAUUAUUGUUCUUCGACCAAUGGACUUGGAUUUAAAGUUCUCCUAUAUAACCCGAUUGAUCAACCCCGUUUGAAGGAAUCUGGACUGCCGGUAAUGCUAGGUCGCCAGACGACAUUUCGGAUAAUCGCCAGGAGCUUUGAAGCCUCUCCUAAUAUACGACACAUUCAAAGAUCAAAACGACAAUGCAUUUUUAGCGACGAACAAAAGCUGCUCUUUUAUCGUUACUACACUCGAAGAAAUUGUGAAUCCGAAUGUGAUGCUUUAUUUUUCCUCAGAUUGUGUGAUUGUAUUCCAUAUUAUUUGCCCUUGGUCUAUCCUAACGCUUCAAUAUGUGACGUUGAUCGGUUCCAAUGUUUAAAUAAUGCCGAACUGGAGGUUUUUGACGUUGAAAGUUCUCAAUGCAAAGAACUUUGCCUACCCAGCUGUCACGAUUUAAUAUUCUAUCCUGAUUCAUUCACCACACCGUUUAGUAAAGCAAACUUUAGGACUCGAAGCGACUAUUUAAAAAAUUUGUCAAGUGAAUAUAUUCGCAAAAAUUUGGCGGUUGUGCAUUUUUUUCACACAGAAAACUAUUUUCGAAGUAAUGUGAGGUCCUCGUAUACAGGAUCAACAGAAUAUAUGGCUCAAACUGGCGGACUAAUGAGUCUAAUGAUUGGAUUCAGCGUCAUCUUUAUAGCCGAAAUAAUAUAUGUUAUCUUGUUUAUUUUAUCUAUGAUCAUUUUUAUAAUGUUUUAAGUACGUUUGCCAGUUAUACUACAAUAUAAAUUUAAUCUUAAAUACCUAAAAAAUGUAUUCAUCAU